Micromonas commoda is the source of this 855-nucleotide messenger RNA. RefSeq lists its product with no specific name. The record is from RefSeq and is a predicted model, not a curated record. Bases 1 to 855 code for a protein of 284 amino acids. Lineage: Eukaryota; Viridiplantae; Chlorophyta; Mamiellophyceae; Mamiellales; Mamiellaceae. The transcript has a single exon.
AUGGCGCCGAUGGACCGCCGCCGUCGACGUUCCACCGCCCGCCAGUGCGCCCCCGACGGCGGCGCAUCCCCGACCCGGCUCGAUGUCGACGAUAUCCUGCACUCGCUGAUGUCCAGCCAGGUCCGACGCAGGCUCCUCGCCGCCGCGCUCGAGUACGCCGUCGAGGCAACCAUGAACGAAUUUCCGGGCGCGAACACGGACGCCCGGGGCCCGCCAGUCGCCGCCGCGUACCUCCGCGGGUUCCUGCAAAAGAACCUCGGCGCCAACCUCCACAUCGACGAUCACAAACAACCCCCGUCCCCAGCGCACGCGCUCCUCGCGUCGUUACCCCCCGAACGACCGGGUGGCGGCGAGUGGACCGACGACGACGUCCGUCGCAUCGCCGAUACAUUGCGAGCGCUGAUGCUGGCGCGACUGGACCUUCGGAUCCGCGCGCUCGACCUUCACGGCACGCGCGUGCUCUUCAGGGGACGCGACACCAACCUGGUGACGUCGGCGGCGGCGUCGUGGUCGCACAGCGGGGCGCGGCGGCGGCGAGCGGACGCGGGGACGCCGCCGCCGCCCGCGAUCGAGCUCCGCGAGGCGCUCGCGAUUGGCGACGAGGCGUUCGCGCGAAGGGUCGCGGAGGCGCACGGGGCGUGGCGCGCGGCGGCGACAGAUGCGGGCGGCGGGGGUGGAGCUGGGGCGGGCGCGAGGGAGGGGGAAGAGAGACCGGUUUUGACGGCGAUCGACGUGUUGCGGACGUUACGAAACCUGGCGAACCCGAACCCGGCGGCUGUCGCGCCCACCGCGGUUCCGUGCACGUACGACCGCGGGUUCAUGGACUCGCGUUUCGCCGACGACGCCCUGCCGUGA